CUUAAAUUUUAACAUGGCUGCGGCUGGCCCCUCCAGCUCAAAAGAUAUAUUGUCUGAAGUACGGACUUUUAUUGCGGGUACCAGCAAAGAGAAGUCCAUCAGUCACGAGAGCUUGGCCAGGUCAGCCCUACACCUCCUCCAGACCCUACCUGUGGCCAGGCACGCUGUCCUAGAACACCUGUGUUCUCUGUUUGAUGAAGCUGUCAAACUCCAUAUUCUCCACAGCGAUGAUCCUACCUAUGAAGAACAAGGAGAAUCAAGUCUAGAUGUGGUCAUCCAAGAUGUGUGUGGUGUCCUGUUUAACUUCAUAAAGACUAACCCUCUGGCCUGGGCACCAAUUAUUUCUAAUUGGUCUUUAGAGUUACUAGGACACAUCAGCUGUAAAUAUGCCCACCAGUGUGGAUUAUCCUCAACUUCAUCCCUCAAUGAACUCCUUCAAAUGUGGGUCACAUGUCGACCUACUAAGGCCUUGAUGGAAGUCGCCACAGAAUGCUUUGCUGCAAUGGUUGGCAGUGCUCCAGAUGUCUGUGUAGAUGCUUUACUGGAAGCCUCUGUCAAAUACAGUCCUCACUUUGAUUGGGUUGUUGCACAUAUUGGAUCAUGCUUUCCAAAUACAAUAAUAACUCGAGUACUUAUGUGUGGGCUGAAAGACUUUUGUCAUCAUGGAAACAAGCGUCCAGACAUGGAGAACCGGGGAGAUGAGAAAGUUCCAAAGAUGGACUCGGUGGUGGAUAUUCUGGGUCACCUGGCGUCCAAACACAGACAGGACAUCCGUGGCGCCCUGAUGAAGCUGUUUGAGGAAAGCAUGAAGUCUGACAGUGAGGUGGUGAAGGUGACCACAGUGCCCUUCCUGUUGGAGCUGGCCUCGAGGUCCGACAUGCUCCUCCAGGUCCUCAGCACGGACCUCAUCAAGUCAUUGAAUCCCCAGUUGUUAGACAAGCUGCAUGCCAACUUUGAACCUUGGAGAAGAAGAAAUGCACCAGAAUAUAUGAGUUUGAUUACCCUGGUGGUACAGCUGAUUAUGAAGAUUGACUUCACCACUCUGGAGGUCUUAGAAUUCUUGUUGGGAAUAGCAUCACCAGUGAACACAAAUAAUUUUCCAUGUCCUGAGGUGCAAGAAGUUGGGGCCAUUAUUAUUAACCGGCUGAUCUUUGAGCUCCAGAGAUCGGUCUUUCACAAACACAGGGACUCAUCCUUUGACGUCCCCUUUCUGUCGUCUCUGGUAGAUCAGUCCACUAGUAUACUGAGGCAGCUGCUGGACAGUAAAGGCCCCAGGGGGGACUGGCUGUUAAGGAUAACGGCCUACAUCGGACUGUCCAGCGGGGAGGACCUGACCAGUGACAUGAUGGUGUUCAUCCUGUGUAACGCUACCUCACAUGUUCAGUUGUGCCGCUUUGUUCAGCUACAGAGCAUUGUUGAGGUGAAGCUGGGAGAUGUAUUGCCAGUGGUUGUACAAAAAGUAACAGACAAGCUUCGAUCCUACAAAAUCUCUCAGCCCAACAUCAUACUGGCAAACAUACUGGCCAUAAUGGAAUGGGAGAAGUCAACCAAGUCCAACAGUGAAAGAUCUACAUUAUUAUUCUGCAUGAAGAAGCAGUGGGAGGCAUUCUUACCCCUGCUCACAAAUGAUGACCUUCACCUUGUAUUGAAAGCUGUCAAGGUCAUCAAUACCCUGGAGAUUCCCACCAACAUUUCAAGUGCAACUGCACUCAGACUGUGUUCAACUUUACUCAAUUUCUUCUUCAGAUCAUUAGAAGUUGAAGACACAAGAGCUUCUUCAUCCAUGUUCCAUGCCUGUCGACUAUGUCUGAAAUAUCUCUGUAAAGAGACUUUUAUUCAGUGUAUCGCUCUUCGUUUUCUGAUAGAAAGUUUAUUCAUUAAGGACAUUGCCAUUUUGUUUGGUGCAAAACAAAUUCUUCCUGUAUCAAAGGAUGAAAAGGAGAAAAAGAAUUUCCAGUCUUUGUAUGAAUCCAACAAAAAGCAAGGCUUGACCACAACUCUCCACAGAUCUCAGUCCACUGUGUUUCAUGCAGGGGUCAUAGGUCAAGGUUUGAGGUCCUCAGUUUUCGGACCUAUCCUUCCGAAGGUUCAUAUGGACAGAAAUAAGCAGUGCCUCAUGAGUAUCCUGAGAUGUUGCUCUCAUCAGACCAAGAAGAUAGAGGAAGUGACAACGCCCACCGCGGAGAGUGCGAUGGAGGUGGACGAGUCUGUGGCCAUGCCGUCCCACGGACAGAGUGUGUCCGGAGAUCUGUGUCGGAUGAUCGGGAGCCUGAUGACGGAGCAGAUUACGCCUGACGUCCUGUACAACAACAGGUUCUGGCCUGAGGAGGAGUCCAUUCAAAUGACUGUAGAGAGAGAUUUACAGAUUUACAAAAAUAUGGAUGAAAAUCCAGUGCUCUGGCAAAUACUUGAUCUGUAUGCAGCAAGUCCUUUAACUAUGUGCAGGUGCUCUCCCAUUCUGAAGUCUCUGACGGCCUCACUAAUGAUCCAUUUUGAAUCUUCAAGAGAAAAGUCUGCUAGAAAUACCCCCAAACAGCUAGACGCAGCAGCUCAUCUUGUUACUUACUUGGGAAAGAGUCGGCUGCUGCCUGCCCCCCUCAGAUAUAUCUCGGAACUGUUCCACACCUCCACCUCCUACGAAGUCUACCUGUUGUUGUUGUCUGUGUGGCGCUACAUGAAGGAGUUUCCUCCCACUGAGGAUCCUGAUGAGGUCAACACCAGAGCUUGUGAACUAAGACAUCUGGAGACCAUCAGAGCCAUAAUGCAUAAUAACAUUGACAAAAUGGGAGCUUUCUAUGGACGAUUUUUCUCUCCAUUUUCUUCAUCAGAUUAAUAAAUUUAUGUGUAUGACUUU
Magallana angulata is the source of this 2854-nucleotide messenger RNA. RefSeq names its product integrator complex subunit 5-like. The record is from RefSeq and is a predicted model, not a curated record. NCBI's taxonomy places the organism in Eukaryota, Metazoa, Mollusca, Bivalvia, Ostreida, Ostreidae. Gene Ontology annotation, biological process: snRNA 3'-end processing. The transcript is spliced from 22 exons. Gene Ontology annotation, cellular component: integrator complex. Bases 14 to 2833 code for a protein of 939 amino acids.